Prorocentrum cordatum is the source of this 1514-nucleotide messenger RNA. The record is from the annotation of a GenBank genome assembly. Lineage: Eukaryota; Dinophyceae; Prorocentrales; Prorocentraceae.
GCAGCACAAACCUGAUCAGCAUACAAAGCAGUUUGGGGAUGACUGAGCCUGAGAUCCAGGCAUUGCGGACCUCGAUCGCCAACAGCAUGGCCAGCCUGGUAUCCAGCAUCGCCCAGCCUCUGAACUCAGUGACGGCAAACGAGUUGUUCGGAGCAGUGUCCCGCACCACAUUCAGCGCGGACCAGAAGCGCAUGCUAUCCCAUGUGAUCCAGCAGAAGUUGCUGGCCAGCAAUGUCACCCAGAGGCUGGCUCCAACUGAUAAGCAGCACUUUCGCAAGACUGGGUGCAUCCUGUCCUACUUCACUUCGGCGGACUGGGAGAUCUUAUCCAACCAGGACCUCCCAUAUGACAGUGACGUUAAGGCCAUGGUCGUGACCAAGCGCCUCGUCGCUGGUGGCAUGACGCAGCCGAGUUCCAAGGCCUGCGCCGAGGUCGUGGCUUUACUGGCGGCGUCUUGUUGGUCGGAUCAGUGCAGCGCAGUUGGCAUGUACAACCAUGUCUUCGGGAUCGGGAGGCACUUCGAGAACGCUGAGUUCGCUGGUCACAAUCUGACGGUACUCAAGGAGUGGCCUGCCACGCCGCUGGAACUUCCAGCCGACGUUUACCACGCCAUGUACCCAGACGCAUCGGACGGCCCAAUCAUCAAGAGCCUCGACAACUUUACUUCGGUGAGGAAGAAGGUCAGCUGCAGAUGCUCGAACAAGACGGUGAGGUCGGACCCUGCGAUGGCAAAGGCUGGCGGUGCUCAGCCCAUGCAGUUCGACCUGGCGUCCUUCAUGGUCGCUGCUCAGCAGGCUGGCCUCACCCCUCAGCAGACGAUGGAGAUGGGCAUGGCUGGCGCGCGGGCGUUGGGCGUCAACAUGCUCGGUGCCCCCCCGCAUCGCGACGGCAGUAUUUCAGUUUCUAGGCCGCCUGUGAUUACCUACGGCGGCAACGCGAUGCGUGGCUCUGGGGCACCUCCUGGCCCUCCACAUGGAGCGGCGUCGGCGGCGCCGCCUGAGGCAGCACCGCUGGCCGACGGCGAGAAGGGCGUGCCGAGCGGCGGCGAAGCUGCUACUGGGCAAGCAACGCCCUUCGAGGCCGCUCUCAACGAGUUCAGUGGUGGCGGCCCGCUUGCCUCCAGCAAGAUGCAGACUGCGUCCGCCGAGGACGUGAAGGCAGUGGACGCCGAACAGACGAAGCUUCUGGCAACGGCAAAGGCCAAGGCCGAUGCACAGAAGAAUGGUACCGACGGCGCUGCCAAGGACACGGGCGGCAAGGGCGGCAAGGGCGCGGCCAUGAUGAGGCGGCCCGCAGCCGCAGGUGGGAAGGCGAAAGCCGCCAUCGCCGAUGCCCCGCCCAAGAUGCCGAAGGACGGCGAGUCGGUCAGGGUCCGUGGCGGGAAGAUCCUGGGAUCUGCGAGCCGUGGAGGGUGGAGAGUGUGGCCGAGGGCCGACGACGUCCGCAAGGAGAAGAUCGUGAGGUUUCGGCCUAACAAGAAAAGGUCCUUCGAUGAGGCGUGCAAGCUGAUCUGA